AUGCCGCCCAAGAGAACUCCAGUGAAAAAUGCUGAUGUUGAUAGUGAUGAAGAUGUCAGUGCGCUCAUUCACUUCCGCGAAAUGGCGCAAGCAAAAGUGCUCCGGAUUGAAUCCAUACUGCAGAAUGCCAGAGUGGAGCAAACCGAGCUCACUCUUCCACAAAUAAAAACAUUUGUGAAGAAGUUAGAAGCAGCCUACGCCGAGUUCACUAGCAAUCAUCAGCGAAUCAUUGAAAGUAUUCCUGCAGCCAAAAGAAAGGAACACAGUCAGUGCUAUCUGCAAUUUGAGGAUCUUCACGACAGUGUAUCCAUUUUGCUCGAAACAUGGCUCGAGGAAAUUUCCAAGACACCAGUAGUUCCGCCACCCUCACAGUCCAUCGUCAAUCAGCAGCUGGUGAUUGUCCCACAGCCACUCCCACGUGCUAUACCUACAUUCGAUGGAAAAUAUGAGCACUGGGAGAGAUUCAAGAUGAUGUUCCGGGAUGUGGUGGACCAAUCCAACGAAUCCAACCGCAUCAAACUGUAUCAUCUUGAAAAAGCACUCAUCGGAGAUGCUGCAGAUAAAAGAAGCAUAGUUCAUCUACACAUUGGAGGUCUCAUUAACACGAAGAAGUUGUCCAAGGGGAGCUACGAUGAAUUACGAACGCUCGUCGAGUCUUUUGUCAGCCAUGUGGAGAACCUCAAAGUUCUUGGCCAGGAUUUCACUGGAGUUUCAGAGCAGAUGCUGAUUUAUAUACUGGCUAGAGCGCUGGAUGACGAAACCAAGAUACACUGGGAGUCAACAAUCAAGCGUGGGGAACUGCCUACCUAUGACGAAACCAUUGCAUUCCUGAAGCACCGUGUUUCCAUUCUAGAGCGAUGCCAAAGCAGACCACCACGCAACGAAACUCCGAUAAAGCAACAACGCGGCAAUCCUCUUCCAGCAACCAUCAGGACAUCGUUUCAUAGAGCCAAUGCAGUUACAGCACCACCACAGACGCCUCAGUGUGACUUCAGCAACAAGAAUCAUCUUACCUUCAAGUGUCCGACAUUCAGAAACUUGUCAAUCUCCCAGCGAUUCACACUGGUGAAAGACAAAAACAUUUGUUUCAAUUGCCUCCGAGUUGGACAUCGAUCGACAGAAUGCAACUGCGAAAAAACGUGUUUGAAAUGCAAAAUGAAACAUCAUACCAUGCUGCACGAUGAAACUUUGAAACAGAAUCUAACAGAGCAGGAAAAUUGUGUGAGUCGUCCAAACAACACGUCGAUGGUGCCCAGACCAAUCAACGAGUCUUCUUCGACCAGCAGCGAACAAUCCCGUAAUAAGCUUGCGUGUAACCAUUCCCAGGCAAUUAAAACUGUCAUGCUUCUUACGGCUGUCGUCAAUGUGCGAGAUCGCAAUGGAAGUGUUCUUCCUUGUCGAACCUUGCUGGAUAACGGUUCCCAGGUAAAUUUGAUAUCAGAAUCAAUGGUGAACCGUUUGGGUCUGGAACGAAAGCCAGUAUGUAUUCCUAUUACUGGUAUAGGGUCAUCCAAAACAUAUGCCAGAGACAUCAUCCUCGCGGAAGUGCGAUCCAGAAUCAACAAUUUCACCAUGGAGAUAGAAUGCUUGGUCGUUCCCAAAGUAACUGGAAUUAUUCCCACAACAAAAAUCGAUACAUCAUCUUGGCCGAUACCAGCAGAUUUUCAAAUGGCAGAUCCGCAAUUCAACAUACCAAACCACAUUGAUAUGCUAAUUGGUGUAUCCAAAUUCUUUCGUUUACUAAAAUCGGGAUUCUUUCAAAUAGCCGACGACUUGCCGGACCUUCAAGAGACUCACUUUGGGUGGGUAGUCGCUGGUGAUGUAAGAGAUUCCUUUUCUGGUCAGCAGUUUGCGCAUUCUGUAACGAUUGAUCAAAUCCUUGAAACAAUCCAACGAUUCUGGGCGCUGGAGGAAGUCCAACCAGAAUCAUCCCUCGAUAGCGAACAGGAAGAGUGUGAAGCAUUAUUCCGGUCCACUCAUCAAAGAGACAAUUCGGGGAAGUACAUCGUAGAACUUCCGUUUCGUGAGUCAGUAACCGAGAUUGGCGAUAAUCGUUCGCUAGCUCUACGACGAUUUUUAUCUCUGGAAAGGCGUCUAAAAAAAGAUCCAGAAUUGAAGUCGGAGUACACAAAGUUCAUCGAAGAAUAUGAAGCAAUGGGGCAUUGCAAGGAAAUCAACGAGCGCAAUGAUUUACCUGACCAACGUGUUUACUACAUACCGCAUCACGCUAUCCUACGUCCAUCGAGCACCAGUACCAAACUAAGGGUGGUAUUCGAUGCAUCGGCGAAAUCGCACCCAUCACAAAUUUCGCUAAAUGAAGCAUUGAAAGUUGGACCUACUGUGCAAAGUGACCUCUUCGAGAUUCACAUCCGAUUUCGCCAGCACAGGGUGGUUUUCACGGCCGAUGUAACAAAAAUGUACCGGCAAAUCUGGAUUGCGCCGUUCCAGACGUGCUUUCUUCGAAUUUUUUGGAGAACCAACUCAGCUGACCCUCUGCGCGUACUUGAAUUGACAACCGUCACGUAUGGUACUGCCUCCGCUCCAUUUCUAGCUACACGAUGCUUGGUUCAGCUUUGUGAAGAUGAAGGUGCAAAGUUUCCAAUGGCAGCUCAAAUUAUUCUAGAAGAUUGUUACGUUGACGACAUCCUAUCUGGAACCGACAGUUCAGAAAAGGCUAUUGAUUGCAUCAACCAAAUACAAGGCUUACUACGAUGUGGAGGAUUUCCUGUUCAUAAGUGGUGUUGCAACGAUCCGACUGUAUUACAACACAUUCCUGAUUGCGAUCGUGAGGAACUAGUAUAUCUCGAUCCAUCAUCCGAUGAUGGAGUGAUUAAAGCGCUGGGAAUAAUUUGGAGUCCUGAAGAAGAUGAAUUCCGAUUUCAAGCCAUUCAAUAUACUGAACAAAACAUCACAAAGCGUCGUGUGCUGUCCGAAAUAGGAAAACUGUUCGAUCCACUAGGACUCCUAUCAUCGGUAAUAGUGAUUGCAAAACUGUUAAUGCAGCAGCUGUGGGCCGCUGGUGUUUCUUGGGAUGAUAACCUCAAUGGAGAUUUGCUUUCUUCCUGGCUACAAUUUCAGCGAUCUCUGCCGGAAGUAAGAAAUAUUGCAAUACCACGUAACGUUUUUUUCUCAGAAUCCAUUGCUCUCGAAGUCCAUGGAUUUUGUGACGCUUCGACUGUGGCUUAUGGUGCUGCUGUAUACGUUCGAAAUAUUCUUUCGAAUAAUACUGCUAUUCUCAGGCUUUGGUGCAGUAAAUCCAAAGUUGCUCCAAUGAAAGAAUUGAGUAUUCCACGCAAGGAAUUGCUCGCCGCCAGAUUGCUUUCCAAGCUCAUCGUCAAAGUUCUUCAAGCAUCCAAACGUCAAUUUCGAGAAGUAGUCCUUUGGUCAGACAAUCAAAUUGUGUUAGCCUGGCUCAAAAAACCGUUGGCCAUGCUUCAAGUUUUUGUUCGCAAUCGCGUAGCUGAAAUUCUGCAAGAGACGGGAAGAUUUCAAUGGAAGUAUGUGCCAUCAAAGGACAACCCCGCAGAUAUUAUAUCACGUGGACAGUUUCCAGCAGCAUUGAAAAUCAACGAUUUGUGGUGGACUGCUCCAGCAUUUUUGCGAGUAGUGGACUAUCAAAUUGAAACACCUGAUGAGUUACCAGAUAGUCACAUUCCUGAGUUAAAGCAGAGUAAAAUACCACGAGCAUACCACAUUGAAAAUCUUCAUGUUGGGCCAUCUAUGCUACUAGCGACCUUGCGGACAAAAUUUUGGUUACUUGAUGGCCGGUCUUCCAUCCGCAAGAUAACAAGAACUUGUGUCACCUGUUUCCGUGCCAGACCAAAGCAAUCAAGUCAGCAAAUGGGUCAACUACCCGCCUGUCGAGUUGUACCAUCACACCCAUUCGAGGUUACCGGCGUCGACUAUGCGGGACCAAUUCUGGUGAAAUACGGCACCCGAAAACCGCAAAUUAAAAAAGCUUAUUUUGCAGUCUUUGUUUGCAUGACAACGAAAGCCAUCCACCUAGAGCUAGUGUCGGAUAUGACAACUGCAGCAUUUUUAGCAGCUCUUCAUCGUUUCGUCAGUCGGAGAGGAUUACCACGAGAGAUCCAUUCCGAUAAUGGAUCCAACUUCAAAGGAGCAAGGUCUGAACUUCAUGAGCUGUUUCUACUGUUUAAUGACCGAACCACCGUCAGUCAGAUCGCCGAGUAUUGUCAACCGAGAGAGAUAUCUUGGAAUUUCAUUCCUCCUGAAGCUCCCAACUUUGGUGGCCUUUGGGAGGCAGCAGUCAAGAGUACCAAGUAUUAUCUAAAGCGUACCUUGAAAAACGCUUUGCUUACCUUUGAGGAGUACGCAACAGUCUUAAGCCAAGUGGAAGCUGUAUUGAACUCUAGACCGUUAUUUACACAGUCAACAAACCCAAAUGAUCCAGAGGUUCUAACACCGGGUCAUUUUUUGAUUGGUCGACCACUGGUUGCAGUCCCACAGCAGUCUUCCGAGGGAGUAGCUAUCAAUAGACUAUCACGAUGGCAAUAUUUGCAACGAUUACGAGAUGAUUUCUGGAAGGUAUGGAAGCGAGACUACCUUUUAGGCCUUCAACCAAGAGGAAAGAACCGUAAUUCUUCUCCGAACAUUCAACCUGUAAUGGUGGUAAUUUUAGAAGACAAAGAUUCUCCACCUCAAUCCUGGAAACUUGGACGCGUAAUGCGAACUUAUCCUGGACCGGACGGGUUAGUGAGAACUGAGGACAUUAAGUUAGGAGAUUCGAUUUUGAGACGUCCCACAUCGAAGCUAUCCAUUCUCCCGAUUGAGGACAACCGAUUUGCUUAUCCUGAACAUCAAAAUAAUUCUGGGAGUUCAUCCCAGCCCGGGGGAAUAUGUUAG
This is a messenger RNA of Topomyia yanbarensis, 4863 nucleotides long. RefSeq lists its product as uncharacterized. The transcript is spliced from 2 exons. Gene Ontology annotation, biological process: DNA integration. Gene Ontology annotation, molecular function: nucleic acid binding; zinc ion binding. The record is from RefSeq and is a predicted model, not a curated record. Bases 1 to 4863 code for a protein of 1620 amino acids. NCBI's taxonomy places the organism in Eukaryota, Metazoa, Arthropoda, Insecta, Diptera, Culicidae.